AAAUAAAAAAAGUGAAUCAUGAAAGUUUUCCCGCGUACCAGACUGCCCACACACAUAAUACCUCGACAAAAGAACAAGGCUGAGUUAGUGGCGAGGUGAUGGCGGAGUGUUCCACCUCCUCUACAAUGUCGUCUUCUCUUGUUCCUCUUUCUUCUCUCUGGAAUCUGCCGUCUUCUCAGAUUAUAUCAAUUUCCAUUCUCUUCUCUUUCUCUUUCUUUUCUUUUCAUCCUUCUCCUUCCGCUGCCAACAAUUCACCACCAUGAAGUCUUCCGCUGGAAUCCGCAGCCUCCAGCAGGAACCAUACAUCCGUACCCGAGAGAAUCCGUACUUUACUGGUUUACGAAGAGGUGAUAUUGCCUCUAGGAAUCAGACUCCUACAUUGGACUUUCAAGGAAAUGAUGCAAGCCGAAAUAUUUCUCGGACAACAUCAGAGAUUAGUCAUGCAAGAAGUAAAGAUUUUAUUCAAGAUAUAUCUGAAAAAUCCAAUGACUCACUAUUAGAGGACUCUGUCUCAGAUAUUGUUCUGAAUCCCAUUCGGCAGUCUGCAUCUGGGAGGUUGUCAAAGAUCUCUUCAAGUUCAUUUGCAUUUUCAAGUUUUCAAUCUGAUACAAGCUUUGAGUUGGGUGAUGAUGCAUAUGAUUCAACUAAAGAAUCUAGCCCCAAAACAUCCGAAGCAGCUGAAGAGUGUCAAAUUGUAGCUAGCCAAACAAGACCUGUAACUGAAAAGUGUUUUAGCAUGAUCCAUAGCAAACAAAACCUGUCCAAGGUACCACUUCCUCAGUCUGCUGCAUCAUUCUAUAAUGGAUUUUCUCCACAAGUUGAAAUUGUGGAAUCAUGGGAAAGCAUUACGAGGCUAAUUCUAUAUUUAAAAGCCAGAAGAAAUGAUGUCCGUGCCGGUGUUCCUGGAAAAUUCUUGCAUGCUGUAAUUGGGCAAGAUGUCUCUGAUGUUGGAUCCAUCGUCUCAACCAUCAUGUAUGCCUUCUACUUGAAUAAUACACUUGAAAGUGAUCAGUUAUGCACUAUACCAGUGAUUAAUAUUAAAAGGACAGACCUAAGCUCUCGUGCCGAACUAAAAUGGUUGCUGGAUUCAUGUCAAAUUGACGGGUCAUCCUUAAUUUGUGUAGAUGAGAUUGACCUUUCAUAUUACAAUCUGUUCGGGAGCCUCAAGCUAGUUCUGCUAAAUGGAGACAAGCUCCCAACCAAACAAGAGGCAUUAAAGGGAGCAGUAGUUGAGAUAUUCAAUUGCAGAAAGGAUGAAUCAGUAUACCCUGGGGUUGAGAAAAUUACUGUGGGAGAGGACUCCUCUUGCUGCACCCUCAUUGCUGAAAAGUUUGCACUGACUUCACCUGAGAUUUUGGCUGAACAAGGAUUCAGCAGACUUUUGUUGGCAGGCAUCCUCUUGGAUAGUGGAAAUCUGUCAGGUCCACAUUGUACAACUAAAGACAAGUACAUGGCUACAUUAUUGAUCAAUGGUGCUGGUCGCUUUGGCUCCAAUGGUUUUUACCAACUAUUGCGAUACAAAAUGUAUGAUGUCUCUGAUCUUAAAGUAGUUGACAUAUUGCGGAAGGAUUUUAAGAAGUGGGCAAGAGCAGGUAAGCUUGAUAAUGCUGGUUCGAGAUCACUGGUAUCAUACAUUGGGAUGAGUUCUAUUGGCAUAUCAAUUGAGCAACUUCUUUCUCAUCAGAAUAGCUCCACAGAAGAAAUCAAAUAUUUCCAGCAGUUGGAGAGACUUCGGCUACUCAUGAUUGUAUCUGGGUAUUACGAUUUGCAGAAGAACUUCAAGAGAGAGAUACUGGUGACUGCCGAAUCAGCGGAGCUUAUGAAGAAUCUGCUCUUGUUCUUGAAUUCAAAUGCCUUGCACCUGCCACUCAAAGUUCUCCAUCAACCAGGUCUUAAAGAUGAGAUGAGGGUAUUUGAGAUUGACAAGAUCACAUCAAGGAAGACUAUUGAGCGUCUCCUGGAAGAAUUUACUGCUGCAUCCAAAGGUUAAUCCUGUUCGUGAGCACAUGCAACCCAGCCCACUUCCCAUCUCUCUAAAUCAAUGGUGAAGAAUAGGUCUAUUCUAGAGAAGAGCUUUUCCACCCUUGGUUGUAGGGUUUUUUCUCAAACAUAUUUUGCUGCCAUUCUGUGAUUGAAAAAUUAGUCUAAAAGAUUGUUGACUACUCUCGAUGUAUUACAUCUAAUGAUUGGAUAAAAUAUUAUGUAUUUUGAGUAAAGAAAGUAAGUUAUAUAUUAAUUUAUUUAAUA
Messenger RNA from Ricinus communis (castor bean), 2247 nucleotides. Its product is annotated as exopolyphosphatase PRUNE1. The record is from RefSeq and is a predicted model, not a curated record. Gene Ontology annotation, molecular function: exopolyphosphatase activity. Gene Ontology annotation, cellular component: cytoplasm. The transcript is spliced from 13 exons. NCBI's taxonomy places the organism in Eukaryota, Viridiplantae, Streptophyta, Magnoliopsida, Malpighiales, Euphorbiaceae. Bases 260 to 1990 code for a protein of 576 amino acids.